AUGGUUCAACUCAUCCAGUCGAUAUCAGCUCAUACUGACAAAGUAUGGAGUGUAUCUGCACAUCCAACCUUGCCACUUUUGGCCACUGCUUCAACCGAUAAGUCAACUAAAGUAUAUAAAUUAUCAGCAACAUCAAAAUUCCCUCGUAUUGCCGACUUGGAAGAUACCCAUAGGCGAUCAGUUCGGUCUGUAUCGUUUAAACCACCAAUGGGCGGAGUAGAUUACAAGCUGAACGUAUUAGACUUGCCGGCAUUAGCCAGCGGCUCAUUCGACUCAACGAUAUCAAUUUGGGGAAUCGAUGAGCCCGAUGACAAUUAUGAAGUCGAGGAAAUCAUGCACAAUCAAGCUGAGGUGUUGACGAGUCCAUCCAAUGAAUGGAACUUGAUGGCAAUUAUUGAAGGCCAUGAAAACGAGAUUAAGGCUGUGGAUUGGAAUUUCAGCGGUAGAUAUCUUGCUUCAUGUUCGAGAGAUAAGACAGUUUGGAUAUGGGAGACUGACCCAGAGACAUUGGAAGAGUUUGAAUGUGUUUCAGUAUUGAAUGAUCAUCUGCAAGAUGUAAAGAAUGUGACAUGGCAUCCGACAACUAAUUUACUUGCUAGCUCAUCAUAUGAUGAUACGAUUCGUAUAUACAAACAGGAAUUUGAUGAUGACGAUUGGUCAUGUGUAGGGAUAUUGGAUGCCCACGAAGGAACGGUGUGGUGUUCCAAAUUCGAGAAUCCUAAAAGCCCCCAUGCAACAAGUGGGAAAACUAGAUUGGUUUCAGUAAGUGACGACUUAUCAGUCAGAAUAUGGUUCAAUCAAGAUGAGGCCAAAAACAACGAGUCAAAUGGCCAUGAUACAAACCUACCUUCUUCAAUAAGACAUACUUCAGAGAUGGUUUGGGAACAGGAGUGCAUAUUACCUAAAGUACAUACACUUCCAAUAUAUUCCACUGCUUGGUCGUCAAUUACUGGUAAGAUUGUGACAGCCGGAUCCGAUGGACAAAUUGUUGUGUAUAAUGAAACCAACGGUGAAUGGCAAAUUGAAAGUGUACAGCAAUCAGCCCAUGGUGUUUAUGAAGUUAACUGUGUUAUUUGGGCGAAAUUAGAUAACAACAAAGAAGUGAUAAUAUCAGCAGGAGAUGACGGUCACGUUAAUAUAUGGAACACCGAGUAA
Lodderomyces margitis is the source of this 1155-nucleotide messenger RNA. RefSeq names its product iron-sulfur cluster assembly protein. Gene Ontology annotation, biological process: iron-sulfur cluster assembly. Lineage: Eukaryota; Fungi; Ascomycota; Pichiomycetes; Serinales; Debaryomycetaceae. Gene Ontology annotation, molecular function: protein binding. The record is from RefSeq and is a predicted model, not a curated record. The transcript has a single exon. The coding region runs from base 1 to 1155 and encodes 384 amino acids. Gene Ontology annotation, cellular component: cytosolic [4Fe-4S] assembly targeting complex.